CAUCCCACCCUUUAUCAAACCCAUCGUGCAUCCCUCUUCUCCUCUCAUCUUCACUGGACCGUCAACCAACCGGAUCAAAACACAGUAACAAUGGCCAUGUCCUUCGGUCGAUUCCUUGCUCGCAACAUUUUCACCUUGGCCAAGGCCAAUCCCCUUCCCCUCUGCCGUCUCCAUGCCAUCAACCGCUUCAUCGACAACCCUUUGAAGGCAGAAGCAAUUGGCAUCCGCAAUGCUUCGUCUAAAACCAAGACUGCCACGGCAGGUGCAAAGGGGACCGCGAAGGGGGUGCCUGCCGCCAAAAAAAAAAAAACUGCCGUGAAGACCACCUCGAAGAGAGGGACCGCUACCAAAUCGAAAUCCACUGCACUCAAGAAGAAGAAGCCGGUUGCAAAGAAGAAGCCGGCUGCAAAGAAGAAGCCGGCCGCAAAGAAGAAGCCGGCUGCAAAGAAGAAGAAGUCUACUAAGGAACUCACUCCCGAACAAAUGAAGCGCCAAAAAAAGCGUAUGCUCAAGGAACACGUUCUCGCGCCCCCUAAGGUCCCCGCGUCCAAUCCGUAUUCUACUUUCAUGUCUCUCGAAGGGGUCACCGUAGGUGCGGAUGCAGCCAAAAAGUGGAAGGCACUUACUCCUGAGCAACAGCAGGAAUACGCUGAAAAGGGCAGAAAUCUUCACGCCCUCGGUCUCCAGAAUCGUGAGAAAUGGGUCAAGACCUACCAUCCCCUCGAGGUUUACAAGGCCAACAAGGCCCGUAAACACCUCAAGCGCUUGGGUGGUGGUAAAAAAUUCGAUGUGCUCAAGGACCCUAGAAUGCCUAAGAGACCUACCCCUAUUGGUGCCGCAUUCCUGAGAGACCAGUGGAACGCUGGCACCUUUAUCAAUCCGGACGGGUCCAAGAUGCCUGCUGUUUUAGCCCUAAAGCAUUCUCGUGAUUUGUACGAAAAGCUGUCUGCUGCCGAAAAGAAGGUAUACGAAGAUCAGUUUGCGGCGGAACGAGCCGUCUACAAGAAGGCGAUGGCUGAAUUGUUCGGGGAUAUUUCAAAGCUUUAAUCGAUCAGAUUGAAUAACGUAGGAGGCUUGGACUGGAUGUACACGCUAGGACUUGCUUUUUUCCAUCCUUCUUUUUUCGUUCAUACGACUUCUCGUUACGAUCUAUCAUGUCGUAGACCUGGUCGUCGCUGUAGUUUGUUGUUGCUGUUGUAGCAGUGGUGGUGUCUCAUAGUCGUUGCCAGAAGUCUUUCUUUCCUUCUUCCUUUUGCCUUAUUUCCUCACUUUACCUCAUCUGGGGGGAAAGUAAGUAAACUGAAUCAGGACCAGCCAACCUUAGCUUUAGUGUCG
Messenger RNA from Tuber melanosporum (Perigord truffle), 1335 nucleotides. RefSeq lists its product as uncharacterized. The transcript is spliced from 3 exons. The coding region runs from base 484 to 1047 and encodes 187 amino acids. NCBI's taxonomy places the organism in Eukaryota, Fungi, Ascomycota, Pezizomycetes, Pezizales, Tuberaceae. The record is from RefSeq and is a predicted model, not a curated record.